AUGAAAUUGCAGGAUUUAGUGGUAGCUACGGUUGAUAAUCCAUCAAAUGCAGCCGAGUGGAGUCUUGCGGAGAUGAUCAAUCAGCCAAAAAUCUUCGACAAGGCGCGCGAAGAGCUGGACCACGUUGUUGGUUGGCAGGAGCGGCUCUCAGCGGGAACAGGAGAUAGGCUUGUCAAAGAAUCGGAUCUCCCUAAGCUCAACUACAUCAAAGCAUGUGCUAAAGAGUCAUUGAGGCUACACCCCAUAGCUCCUUUCAAUGUUCUAGACAAAUCAUCGAAGGAUCUUGUCGUGGGAGGCUAUUUUAUCCCCAAAGGCAGCCAAGUAUUGCUAAGUCACCAUGGCCUCGGGCACAAUCUUAGAGUUUGGGAAGAAAAACUAAAGUACAAACUGGAGCGCCACAUCAACGGUGAUCAGGACACUGAUGAACAGUGGCGGAGCUAG
Andrographis paniculata is the source of this 441-nucleotide messenger RNA. Its product is annotated as phenylalanine N-monooxygenase CYP79D16-like. Gene Ontology annotation, molecular function: monooxygenase activity; oxidoreductase activity, acting on paired donors, with incorporation or reduction of molecular oxygen; heme binding. The record is from RefSeq and is a predicted model, not a curated record. Bases 1 to 441 code for a protein of 146 amino acids. Lineage: Eukaryota; Viridiplantae; Streptophyta; Magnoliopsida; Lamiales; Acanthaceae. The transcript has 2 exons.